AUGCCACCUCUCGCGAAUAGAGUAGAGGUUCGAACAGCGGUAGCGUUACCUCUUGCGAUGAUGUGUGUUGCUAAGGGUCGACACUUUCCUUUCCAUUCGAUGAUCGCAAAUCAAAGAUGGCUCGAUUCUCUGCUAUUUGGAGCUGAUUUGGCUCUGGAGAAAGGGGAUUUCAGCUCCGUGCAAGUGCAAGCCCUCAAGCUUAUCGGCUUCCUCAGUUCCCGCUCUCACUCUCAAGUCGACGAGGCCUUUAUACGUCCGAUUCGGCUCGACGCUCACUGGUUCCUAAUUCUGGCUAACUAUUCCCCAUCAUCACCGCAUUUCUCGUCGUCAUGGUUUCAUGUUAAUUGCUUGCCGAAUAAGGGCCUAGUCAGGCUGCCACCAUUGACUCUGCCAUUGAAAACUUGCUCAUUUCAUCUGGAUGAAUUUGAGACUGAAAUUGAAGAACCCGUAGAGGGAGUUAUGUGGGUAGAGAGGAAGAGAGAGUUCAUAGUAGCAUAG
This is a messenger RNA of Fraxinus pennsylvanica, 498 nucleotides long. The record is from the annotation of a GenBank genome assembly. NCBI's taxonomy places the organism in Eukaryota, Viridiplantae, Streptophyta, Magnoliopsida, Lamiales, Oleaceae.